UAGAUACAAAAGGAUUUUUGUCCGUGAACAAAGUCGAUCCGUGUUUCCCGUUUUCUUGUGGAAGUUUUUGGAAUGGUGGAUCAAAAUGUAAAAGGCGUUUCAUUUGGUCAUCGUACGUCAAAGAUUAAAAUAACUGUAUCUCAGCGCAAAGUUCUUCACGAAAGGCUAAGGUAAUUAGCAUUUUAUGCGCGUGUUUAAUUGGUGACGAUAUAUACGAUAAGUGGGGCCUUGGAGCAUGUUUAAAACGCCUGUUUCCGAACGUAAUCAAUCAUUCUUGGCUUAACUUGCGAAUUGUAGAAGUUAGAACGAACUUAUUUUAAACAAGAGAUAAUCGAACGCUUGACAUUUACCUAUGGCUUAUUCACAGUUUGUUUAUACUAUAAUGUUUCUGUUAUGUGCUUGCGCAGUUGACGCGAAGAAAAGAAGGACCAGAAAUAAUUCGCCGAAAUCAGAUAGUCCUGUUAAUCCAAAAAAGAGUUGGCUACAUUUUCAAAUAAAAAAUCUUGCAACUUCUUAUGAUAGAGAUUCUCCUAGAGACAACACUAUGUAUCAAGCAAGAAAUAAUGAACGGUGUAGAUGUUCAAGAGGUCCACCUGGUCCUUCAGGACCACGUGGUCCGCCUGGUGCUGAAGUUACAGAAGCAUAUCUUAUGUCAAAGUUUAGAGCGUUGAUCAGAACUACUGCUGAAAGACGUUCUGGACGAAUUAGAGAAACUUCUGAUCAGGCAAUGGCCUUAAUGGCUACCGGUGUAGCAGAUUUAGUUUCUGCUUUUCAUAUCGAAUUAAAAAACAACAUUCAAGUACCAAAGAAAAGCAUGGUGGAACUACGUAACUACAAAACUAACGUUGGUCAAUACGGAACGUUUAUCCGUGGUGAUGAUAUAAACUUCCGCUCGGGACAGUUCACCGUUCCUUAUACGGCAAUCUACAGAUUUUCAUCUGGUGUAAAUAUUGCCAGGUUUAGAGAUGCCAGUCUUCGACCACGUGACAUGGUUAAAGUGCUGAUAUGCAUAAACUUUCAAUGCAACAGAAACACAUCAUUGAUGACUGUUAGUGGUCUAUCUUCGAACAGCAGAGUUUUUACAAUACGCGUUGAAGGUCUUCUUUCUUUAAAGGCUGGCCAACAUGUAUCCGUGUACAUUGAUAAUAAUUCAUCAAAUCCAGUUGUCGUUCAGUCAAGAUCCACGUUUACUGGGGUUCUUAUUGGAAUAUAAUAACCUAAAUCUACCUGUAAACCUUAAAUCAAUCUUAUGUAUGAAAGGAAAUCCUCCAUCAACAAAAUGAUAUAGAAUUGUUAGUUCCCUGUUCUUGUGCUAACUUCUAAGCCUGUGUUAGUUUAGCGUGUAAAAUGUUUCGACGAAUUCUGGAGGAAAUAAGCUUAUAGUCGUGAAGAAAUCAAUACUCCAUAUAAUUUGUAAAUAGACUUACUUCAUCAACUUAUUGUUCUGUUUAAGAGAGUAUUUAUAUAAAAAUAUUAUGAUAUAUUGUAUUAAGAAAUAUUGUUUCAUAGUUUGUAGUGAUCAAAAAAGUAAAAGUAUGUUUCGAUGUUUUCAUUGUUUAGUAUUUUACUCAAUUAGCUAUAGCAAGCAAAACUGAACUCGUGAAAUUGAUAGGAGUGACAACUGUUCCAAUUUAAAUCAAUAACUUUAAAACAACAAAAUGAAACAUACGAAAGAUAACUGCGUUAGACCAUCAACCAAUAUGUUCAAAAUGACCAGAUUGCAUCUUUUAACAUCUACUAUCUUUGGUAUCGCUAAUGUUGACUAUCUUGAGAACUAUGAAUAAAAAUAACUUUAAACAGGU
Messenger RNA from Xenia sp. Carnegie-2017, 1802 nucleotides. Its product is annotated as adipolin-like. Gene Ontology annotation, molecular function: hormone activity. The coding region runs from base 353 to 1213 and encodes 286 amino acids. The record is from RefSeq and is a predicted model, not a curated record. Lineage: Eukaryota; Metazoa; Cnidaria; Anthozoa; Malacalcyonacea; Xeniidae. The transcript is spliced from 11 exons.